CACACUCACCGCAAUCCCAGCAAAGAAGCAGCCAACAACUCUCUCUCUCUCUCUCUCUCUCUCAUUCCUCGGGAUUCCCUUCUCCUUCUUCUUCUUCUUCUUCUUCUCCAUCUCCAUCUCCUUCUUCUCAUUGAUCAAUCAUGGCCUUCUCCUCCUCGUGAUCCUUGUACUUGCUUAUCAUUUAUUCACUAUUAUUAUUGUUAUGCCUUGCUUCGCAAUCCGGCAUGUGAAACAGAGGCACGGGCAUUUCAUCGAACACCUCAUCGCUAUUUUAUAUUCCCAUCAUCCUUGCUUCCCAUCCAUCUCCACUUGUUCGAUUUUUCUAGUCUUUGAUGGCAAUGCAGACUGUUUCCUUGCUCCCAGCUAGGCCUCCUGUUCUUCCUGCUGCCUUUUCUUCUCCCAGAGCGCCAUUUUACCCGGCUGGGAAAGCGCGGCGUGUUGUCUCGCUCUGGAUACGCCGCGCGGCAACAGCUCCUGAGAAAUUGGAGAUGCAAGAUUCUGCAAAUGUUGCAUCCCAGGGUACUGUUCAAACAAUAACGUCUAGCAUCAAUCCUCCUCAAAUCUUGGCGCUUCCUCCUCCUUCAUUCAUUCUUUGUAGAGGGUCACCACUUUUAUGGAUUGGGGUUGGGAUUGGAAUUUCGGCAGCAUUUAAUACGAUGGCAACAAGAUUAAAGAGAAUGGCAAUACUGAAAGCUUUCAAGGAAGUCAUGGGUCCAAAUUCUCAGCAAGAUGGCACGUUCAACACGGCGGCUUUCGCUCCGGGCACACCAUUCCCAUCACCUUCUGCAUCACCAUCAGCUACAACUAUUCCAACUCCAACAGCUUCUGCUCCUGGACCACCUGUUCCAUUGGAUAUUCCUAAAACUAAUGUUGAAGAAAUUCCACAACAUGAUACCAGUAACAACACUAAAGCUGAUAAAGAAACAGAAGGACAUGAAUAAUGAGAUUUCACUGAUGAAAUUGAAGAUACACAUAGUUGUAUAGAGUUCAAAAGCCGACUAGACGACAAGUGAAGAGGGAACCAGGAUCAAAUUGAACAAAAAUGGAUGAAUCAUUCAUCUCCAACAUGUAAACAGAAGAGUGAAACUUGGUUUGUUACUCUUUCAGAAGCACAAUGGUAAAUAUUUUAACAUCUUUUUACCAUUCAAUCUGUCACCAGAUCAAAUUGAAACAGAGCAAGCAAACACAUUGGAUCAUUCAAGUACGACCAUGCAAUUUCUUCCAGGUAAAAAAAUAAAAAUUAAAAAAAAAGUAAAAAGUAAAAAACAUCCAUCCAAUCAAAUCAUUCUUUCAUUUUGAUAACAUUAUCAUCUGAUUUGCAAAUCAUGCCUUUGCUCCCAUUCCUUUUAAGUGCCCACUUGUUUUUGUCCACUAAGGAACCAACUUUGUAUUGUUGCCCAUUCUCUUCAGUGUUAUGAAUCCACUUUAAUAAGUGGGAUCUGUCAUGCAUGUCCAUCACCUUAUCAGUUGUUAAGUGUGCCUUGAAAGUUAUAUGAAACACAUGGGUUGCACAAAAUGCCAACCAGUGUAUCUCUCUUUCUCUGUUGCCACUGAACAAAAAUACAGUUCUAGUGUGUCAUAUGACUCAGCUUGUACACUCUUUCCAUGCAUUAUUCAUACUUAUGUCUCUGUGUCUCUGGUUAUAGUUCCUAUCUCUAUUCCUUUUCCUGAGGAAUUGUGGAUAAAUCACAAGUAGGAUUCUUCGAACUUUUGGCUUUUGAAUAGAAAUUAAUAAAAUACCAAUUAUUUUAUUAUAAGAGUGAUUUCUAUAUAUAUAUAUUUGAUAAA
Messenger RNA from Dioscorea cayenensis subsp. rotundata (Guinea yam), 1788 nucleotides. RefSeq names its product protein TIC 40, chloroplastic-like. Gene Ontology annotation, cellular component: chloroplast inner membrane; chloroplast thylakoid membrane. NCBI's taxonomy places the organism in Eukaryota, Viridiplantae, Streptophyta, Magnoliopsida, Dioscoreales, Dioscoreaceae. The coding region runs from base 333 to 941 and encodes 202 amino acids. The record is from RefSeq and is a predicted model, not a curated record. Gene Ontology annotation, biological process: chloroplast organization; protein import into chloroplast stroma. The transcript has 7 exons.